Molecule: messenger RNA, 999 nt
Organism: Rotaria sordida
Lineage: Eukaryota; Metazoa; Rotifera; Eurotatoria; Philodinida; Philodinidae
Source: the annotation of a GenBank genome assembly
AUGUUAUUACGUGCUGUUGAUGUUUUCGACAUUUAUGUCGAACCAUUUAUUCAUUCUGGUUUCCGUCUACCUAAUCAACCAUAUUCAUAUUAUUAUCGAUCACUUUUUUCAUUACAUAAUGAAACAUUAUCUAUAUGGACUCAUUUAUUUGGCACAAUUAUUCUUAUUGUACAAGCAUUUCAACAAAUUUCUCAAUUAUCAAUUAAUUUAUAUUCAACAAUACAAUGUAUUUAUAUUAUUUAUAAUUGUAUUGGUGCUUGUAUUAUGUUAUUAUGUUCAGCUCAAGCACAUUUAUUUCAUUCAAGAACAUUAGCUGAUCAUUUACGUUCAUUUUAUCUUGAUUAUUUUGGAAUUAAUUUUUAUGGUUUUACGUCGGGUAUUAUUCUUUAUAGAUUUUCACAUAAACAAAAAUUUUCUAUGUUUACAAAUGAAACAUCAUAUUAUUUAAUAUUAAGUUUUUUAUCAUUAUAUUCAUUAUCAAUUGCAUGUUUUUGUAAAACAUUUUAUCGUCGACCAUAUCCAUAUUCACAUAAAUUUUUACAAUGUUCAAGUGUUUUAAUUCUUUAUCUUUUUCAAAUUUGGCCUAUAUUAAAAAAUAUUUUUUUUACUUUUAUUUUAUAUGAUAAUAAUCAAGAAUUAAUUAAAUUUGAAGAAAAAGCUCUUUUUUGGCAUUUAAUACAAAUUAUAUCAUUUAUAUUAAGUGGUCUCAUUUUUGUCGGAAGAGUUCCUGAACGUUUUUGUCCGGGUUUAUUUGAUUUAUUUGGUCAAUCACAUCAUACAUUUCAUCUUACUAUUUUUCUAAUGUCUUUUAGUCAAGCAAAUGCUGUAUUCGAAGAUAUGCAUUCAAUGUCAUUAAAUAAUAUUCAAUAUAAUUUAAUGAAAGAUAUUUUAUAUACUUUAAUUGUUCUUAUUUUAGAAUUAAUUACUGUUGUUAUAUGGUUUCGUAUAAGUCGACCAACUAUUGAACGACGAUAUAAAAUAGAUUUUAAAAAUGAAUAA